CCAUGUGGUUGAGGUCAGAGUGAGAGGGUGGGUGUACAUUAAUUUGCUUACAGAGGAAGUUGGCAGUUGCUGAGCUGCAGAUGCAGUUAUGGCUCAACCUGGUAGCUGCAGUGUUGGUGCUGGGGGGAUUCAAGGGAACCUGCAUAAACUCCACUCCUUCCUCAACGCCACAGACGCCAAAAGCGCUGCGGUUGAAUCACACAACCUCAUUGGCAACCUGGGUCAGGAGUGCAUGGUGUCCAAAAACGAAAACGAACUGGUUUUACAGACUUCGCUAAUCUUCUCCAAAGAAAAUGGAUUGCUGGCUUUUGUGCGUAAAUCCCUCAAUAUCGAAGAUUUUCGUGACACCAGAGAGGAGGCCUUAAAGCUUUUGACAACUUUUCUCGAUCGGAUAGCACAUAAAGUCAAUGGCUGGGAGAAAAACUAUGCGUGUGAUAUUAAGGAUACAUGCCUUGUUGUGUAUACCAAGGACAGAGCUGCAAAAUGCAAAGUGUCAGCUUUGGAACUUCUUAUCAAGCUGCUUCACAUUACAAGCCCCUGUUUGCUUCAAGAGUUUAAAGUGGGAGAUAUGUUUAAUAAAUUUUAUGGAGAUCUUGCACAGAAAAGUAAAAUACCUGACACAGUGCUGGAGAAGAUUUAUGAGCUGCUUGGAGUUCUGGGAGAAGUGCAGCCCAGCGACAUGCUUAAUAAUUCUGAGAAACUUUAUCGGGCCUACCUGAGUGAACUGAAGUCACAGAUGACGUCUGCAACAAGAGAGCCCAAGCUACCAGUGGUAGCUGGAUGUCUGAAAGGUUUAACAGCGCUUAUGAUAAACUUUACCAAAUCAAUGGAUGAAGAUCCCAAAAGUUCAAAGGAAAUAUUUGAUUUUGCACUAAAAGCUAUUAGCCCCCAGACAGAGUUUAAAAGAUAUGCAGUACUUUUGGCUGGACUACGUUUGUUUGCGAAACACGCAGGUCAAUUCGGUUCCUGCCUCAUGGACAACUAUAGGUCACUUUAUGAAGUCAUGUCCAAGUGGUGCGGCCAUACAAACAUAGAGAUGAAAAAAGCAGGAUAUCAUGCACUGGAGGCCUUUCUGAAGCAGGUUGCCCUGCUGGUUGCUGAGAAUGCCGAGUUACACAAGAGUAAGCUGGAGUUUUUCAUGCGGCAGUUCUAUACAGUCAUUCGAACACUGGAUUCCAGUACCAAGGAGCUCUCCAUUGCCAUUCGAGGAUAUGGACUCUUUGCAGCUCCCUGUAAAGCAGUGUGCCUGGGGGAUGUGGAUUUCAUGUACACAGAGCUGAUUCAGCGCUGCAAGCAGAUGUACCUGACUGAGACUGACACAGAGGAUGACAAUGUGUAUCAGCUGCCCAGCUUUCUGGACUCCAUUGCCAGUGUCAUAUUCCACCUUGACAGGAUUCCUGAAGUGUACACCCCUGUGCUGGAGCGCCUGCUCGUUGUCCAAAUUGACAGUUUCCCGCAGUACAGUCAGAGGAUGCAGCCUGUCUGCUGCCGCUCCAUUCUCAAGGUGUUCAUUGCCCUGGCAGGGAAGGGGCCUGUUCUCUGGAGCUUCAUUAGCACAGUGGUGCAUCAGGGUCUGAUUCGUGUCUGUUCUAAGCCAGUUGUUCUUACUGGGGAAGAAGGGGGUCAAGAGGGAGGCCAACCAGUGGAAAAAGGACAGGUUCACACAGGAAAGUGGAAGGUCCCCUCAUACAGGGACUACCUAGACCUGUUUAGGAACCUUCUGGAAUGCGAUAAAAUGAAGGACACUGGAUUCGUAGAUGGAGCCUUUGACGUCCGAAGUUCGUCUCUGCACUCCCUGAAUCGUCUGCUUUAUGACGAGCUCAUCAAAUCAAUACUGAAGAUCAUUGAGAAACUGGACUUGUCCGUCCAGAAACAGAGUGCUGACGAGCAAGAGGGGAGAAGUGAUGCCAGCAGUAGCAUGUUAAUACCUUCUUCUGACCCGGCUGCAAACCUUCAGCCUAGCAAACCCAAAGACUUCACUGCCUUUGUCAACCUGGUGGAGUUCUGCAGUGAGCUGCUCAUGAAGGAGCACGUUGAUUUCUUCGAGCAGUGGGUGUACGGACUGGGCCAUGAACUUAUUCUGCAGUCGACAAGAUUUCCCCUCGUCAGCGGAUUCUAUAAAUUGCUUUCUGUUUCAAUGAAGAUUGCUAAGAGAAUUAAGUAUUUUCAGGGAGUGAGUCCCAGGAGCUGUAAAACCAGUCCCGAAGACCCGGAUAAGUAUGCCUGCUUUGCACUCUUUGCAAAGUUUGGUAAAGAGGUCUCUGUCAGAAUGAAGCAGUACAAGGAUGAACUCCUCGCAUCUUGUCUCACUUUUGUUCUCUCACUUCCUCAUGACAUUGUAGCUCUUGACAUCAAGGCCUAUAUUCCUGCCCUUCAGAAUUCUUUCAAACUGGGUCUUAGCCACACCCCCUUGGCCAACACAGGCCUAUAUGCCCUGGAGAACUGGUCGCAAUUUAUACCCAAAUAUGUGAUGCAGCCCCACUACAAAGAUAUCCUGCCUUACCUGGAUGGCUUCUUAAAAACAACAGCAUCGAAUGAUGAAGAACAAAAUAACUGGGAGGUAAUGAGUCUUUCCCGUAGUACAGAGAAAGGAUAUGGCAGAGUCCUUAUGCGGCUUUUAAAGAAAGCGAAGCGUUUCUCUCUGACUGAAGAUUCUCCGACUGCACUGGUGAGGCGGAGAGUUGUGAGGCUGCUCGGGCAUCUGGGUGGACAAAUCAAUAGGAGUCUGGUAACAGCUACUUCUGCUGAAGAAAUGAUGAAAAAGUUUGUUGCUUGGGAUUCAGAGAAGAGGCUAAAUUUUGCAGUGCCAUUUGCUGAUAUGAAACCGGUCAUCUACCUAGACACAUUCUUGCCUCGCAUCACUGAACUGGCACUCUCUACUAAUGACAGACAGACCAAGGUAGCUGCCUGCGAGCUCCUGCACAGUGUGGUUGUGUUCAUGCUGGGGAAGGGCUCUCAGAUUCCUGAAGGGGAAAAGUCCACCCCUCCAAUGUACAGACUGUACAAGCGCAUUUUCCCUGUGCUCCUGCGCCUGGCCUGUGACGUAGAUCAGGUAACCAGACAGCUGUACGAGCCCUUGGUAAUGCAGCUGAUUCACUGGUUCACAAACAACACCAAGUUUGAAAGCCAGGACACAGUGGCUAUGCUGGAAGCCAUUCUGGAUGGAGUGGUUGACCCAGUGGACAGCACUCUGAGAGACUUCUGUGGUCAGUGUGUUCAAGAGUUCCUGAUGUGGUCAAUAAAGCAGACCACACCAAAGCAGCAGGAGAAGAGUCCAGCUAACACCAAAUCCCUCUUCAAACGACUCUACAGCCUGGCUCUGCAUCCAAAUGUGUUUAAGAGGCUGGGGGCAGCGCUUUCCUUUAACAGCAUUUACAGGCAGUUCAGGGAGGAGAGUACACUGGUUGAUCAGUUUAUCUUUGAACUACUAGUUAUAUUUGUUGAAAGUCUAGCCCUUGCACAUACAGAUGAAAAGUCAUUAGGUACAUUACAGCAGUGCAGUGAUGCCAUUGAUCACCUGAAGAGGAUAAUUAAACAGAAGGCUGCUUCCCUGAAUGCUGAGAAAACAUCGAGAAGACGAGUGCCAAGAGGUUUCCCUCCAGAUAAACCUGUAUGUUUGUUAGAUGUCAUCAUGUGGUUGUUGGUGCAGUGUGGACGUCCUCAGACAGAGUGCCGGCACAAGUGCAUGGAGUUGUUCUACGAAUUUGUACCUUUAUUGCCAGAUAACAAAAGUCCUGCCUCAUGGUUGGAUGAUAUCCUAAAGAAGCAGGGGGUUGCAUUCCUGAUCAGCAGGUUUGAGAGUGCAGGCCGCGAAGACGGUGGCUGUUCAGGUAUCCUAUCCCAGACAACCCUGCAUGACCUGCAGGAACCCUUCAGCCUGCGAGCUGUCCUGCAGUGGAUGGACAUGCUGCUGGCAGCGCUUGACUGCUACAACACCUUCAUUGGGCUUCACUUGGUCAAGCCUCAUGAGGUUUUAGGUGCAAAAGUGCAGUCAGGUUUUCUAAAAGCCAUUGAGUUCUUCAUAACAGAACUUGCUGUGCAGGAUAUCUCUGCUGCUGAGCUGUGCUUUUCUGUGGGGCCAAAGGGUGCUCUCUUCAGCCCAAAGGAGAGGGAAGACUACAACUACAGUAAGGGCACAAUCAUUGUUCGGAUGAUGGAGUUUGUCAGCAUGGUCCUUGAGAACUGCCAGCCGGAAUUUUGGAAGUUACUAGAGCAGAAUAUUCUGAAUCCAACCUUUUUUGAGCUGAUUACUACAACAGUGUGCGAUCCAUCGAGCAUCGGGUUCAAUAUGGCAGACGUUGAGGUGAUGAAGAACCUGCCAGAUAUCUGUGUGCGGCUGCUGAAGGCUCUGGCGAAAUCUCCUUACAAAGGCCAGCUAGAGAUCAGUAUGAAGAGGAGGAUCUCCUAUAAGAGUGUUGAGGAGCUGUGUGGUGUGGACCUGUGUAACGUGGAUGCCCGUUCCGAUCGUGCCAGACUGGUAUUUGUUCUUUCCGCUUGCAAGCAGCUGCACAAAGCUGGGCUGCUUAACUCUGCACUGCAGAGCCAGGCUGCCAGCUUUGGCUUGUCCCUGGGGUCGAAGCUUCUGUCAGUAGUGUAUAAGGGAAUCGCUCCCGGAGAUGAAAGAAAGUCCCUCCCCUCCAUGGAUGUGAGCAGCAGGAAGAUGGCAGAUGGAUUGCUUCAGUUAGCUUUUUCACUUGGAGGACAAUGUAAGGAACUGGUGGAUUUGCUGCUCAACAGCAUAAUGCUGUCGGUACCUCUGUCUGACACGUCCCAGAAGAACUUCAUUACUUUCUCUCACGGAGAGUACUUCUACAGUUUGUUCCAAGAAACCAUCAAUUCAGAGCUUCUUAAGAACCUGGACACCACUGUGGCACAGCUGAUGAAAUCUGCAGCAGAAAACCCUAAAAUGGUGAGCAUGGUCUUGAACGGUAUGCUGGAUCAGAGUUUCCGGGAGCGCUCCGUGCGGAAGACGCAGGGAAGCCAGCUGGUGGGCGGGGUGCUGGGCAGCUGGACCAGUCUGCAGUCCUGGUGGGCCAGCAGCUCCUCCGCAGAGAGUAAAAUGGCUGCAUUAACACUGCUCUCCAAGGUCUUGCAGAUUGAUUCUUCGGUUUCUUUCAACACAAGCCACUUAGCGUUUGCAGUGGUGUUCAGUACAUACACUACCUUGGUCACUGAUUCAACACUACCAUUAAAUCUAAAGAGCCAGGCACUGAUUAUCCUCCCUUUCUUCACCAACCUCCUCGGGAGCACGCUCGCAGACCUUCACAACGCCCUCGAAGUGCUGGUUGCUUCUCACUUUCCCAUGCAGUCGGAUGAGUUUCCCAAGGGGACUCUGCGCUACAACAACUACAUUGACAGCAUUAAGAAAUUUCUGGAUGCACUGGAGCUUUCCCAGAGUCCAAUGCUGUUGAAAUUAAUGACCGGGAUUCUUUGUCGUGACAACAAGCACGUCAUGGAAGAGCUGUUUCAAACUUGUUUCAAAAGGAUUGCCAGAAGGGGGAGUUGUGAGAAGCAAGUCUCCUUGCUGGACACAGUGUACCAAAUGUUCCAGAAUGACGAGCUCCACUCUAACACUGCUCGUCAGGCAGUCCUGGACCGCUCUCUCCUCACUCUCACACUCCACUGCAGCUCAGACGCUCUCAAGGAGUUCUUCUGCACAACUGUAGGCGACAUCAUGGGGACCUUGCAGGCUAGAUUCACAAAGUCAAGCGAGUCAACUUUUGAAACCCAGCUAACCAAGAAGAACGGUUGCUACAAGCUGUUGGAGGUGCUGUACUCGCGUCUGCCAAAGGAAGAUGUUUACUCCAAAGAAUCGUUAAUUAACCAGGCUUUCUGUAGACCUAACAAAGCUGAGGGGAAUGAGCUUUCAAAGAGCCUACUGAAGUCCUGCUUUGACACCUUCACGGAGAACAUGGCAGGGGAGACCCAGCUGCUGGAGAAGAGGAGGAAGUAUCACUGUGCUGCUUAUAACUGCGCCAUCACUGUCAUCAGCUGCAGCUUCAAUGAGACAAAGUUCUACCAGGGUUUCCUUUUCAGUGAGAAACCAGAGAAGAAUCAGUUUAUUUUUGAGAACCUGAUAGAUGCCAAGCACACAUACAGUUUCCCUGUGGAGAUUGAGGUUCCACUUGAAAGGAAGAAAAAGUAUGUAGCUAUUCGUAAAGAGGCAAGACAGGGAGGUGAAGGGGAUUCAGAUGAGCCCCAUUACUUAUCUUCACAGUCGUACAUGGCAGACAGCAGCCUGAGCGAGGAGAUGAGUCAGUUUGAUUUCUCCACCGGCGUCCAGAGCUUCAGCUACAGCUCUCAGGACCCCUCUGCAAGGGCAGCGCGGGGCAGGAGGAGGGAGCGAGUGGAGUCGCUAGUGCAGGAUGAUGUUGUCGAGCUGGAGAUGGAUGAGCUGAAUCAACACGAGUGCAUGGCAUCUAUGACAGCCCUACUCAAUCACAUGCAGAGAAACAACAUCACUCCCAAGGUGGACGAGGGCACAGUUCCUGCAGAUCUUCCACCGUGGAUGAAGUUCGUGCACGGGAAGUUUGGAAACGCUUCUACGCACUUAAACAUCAAGCUGUUCAUUGCAAAACUGAUAAUCAACACCGAGGAGGUUUUCCGUCCGUAUGCCCGGCACUGGUUGGGCCCCCUGUUGCAGCUGGUAGUUUCUGGCAAUAACGGAGGUGAAGGUAUUCACUACAUGGUGGUGGAGAUCGUGGUUACAGUUCUGUCCUGGACUAGCCUGGCUUCACCCAAGGGUAAUACCAGAGACGAAAUCCUCGCAAAUCGACUUCUCGAAUUCCUAAUGAAAAACGCUUUCUAUGAUAAGAGAGCUGUCUUCAGGCACAAUUUGGAAAUCAUUAAGACAGUCAUUGAGUGCUGGAAGGACUGCCUGGCUGUCCCAUACAGUCUGAUAUUUGACCGGUUCUCUGGGAAAGAUCCGAACAGUAAGAACAAUUCAGUGGGGAUACAGUUGCUUGGUAUUGUGUUAGCUAAUAACCUGCCGCCAUACGAUCCAAAAUGUGGGAUUGACAGUGAAAGUUACUUUCAGGCCUUGGCCACCAAUAUCUCAUUUGGAAGGUUUAAGGACAUUUAUGCAGCAGCAGCAGAGGUCAUUGGGCUUAUAAUGCAAUAUUUGGCUAAGAACGAAAAGCAAUUGGAAGGGCCGAUUUUUGACUUCACAGUAAAAGAAUUGAAACAUCUCCAGAACACAAAGGAAGACAAGUUUGUUGAGUGUUUAAGUAAAGUUGUGAAGAACUUCCCUCCACUUGUUGACAGGUUUCUGAAUGCUGUGUUGUUCCUGUUGCCCAAGCUGCAUGGCGUGCUGAAGACACACUGUAUGGAGAUUCUGAUGAGCCGAGCUGAGGAGGUGACUGAUAUUUACCUGCAGCUAAAGAGCAAGGAUUUCGCCCAGAUCAUGAGUCACAGGGAUGAGAUGAGGCAGAGGGUGUGUUUGGAUAUUGUGCACAAGAUACUGGCUAAGCUGAAGCCAGUUGAACUGAAGGAGCUGCUCAUUUCAGUGACAGCCUUCACCACACACCCCUCUCCAGUGUGCAGAGAGAGAAUGUAUGACAUACUCAUGUGGAUUCACGACAACUACAGGGACCCAGAGAGCCAGUCGGACAGUGUCUCUACAGAAGUGUUCAACCUGGCCAAGGAGACGCUGCUUCAAGGGCUGACUGACGAAAACCAAGGCCUUCAACUUUAUGUCCGGAAUUUCUGGAGCCACGAGAGCCGUCUCCCGACAAGCACCCUUGAAAGAAUGCUGGUGGUCCUUCGAUCGCUGUACUCGAGUAAGAUCGAGGCUCACUACCUCAGCCUGGCUACCAACCUGCUACUGGAAAUGACCAGCCGAAGCCCAGACUAUACACGGGACAUGUUUGAGUACCCACUUUCCGACUGCAAGUUUCAGGACUAUAUCAUUGAUUCCAACUGGCGUCACAGAAGCACAGUUCUCACCCCCAUGUUUGUUGAGACUCAAGUCACGCAGGGUGGGACCCAGUACCACACACAGGAUUCACCUCAAGGGACGAUAGGUGGUCAAGUUAGGGCCACACAGGCACAACUUGAGUUCACACAGACACAGGCUGCAGGCCGACGCAGUUCCUUCAACUGGCUGACAGGGGGCAGUAUCGACACCCUGUCAGAGUACUCCCUGCCCUCCUCCGCUGAUUCUGUCUCUUCUUCCUUGCUGGUUUUCGGCAAGCGAGGUGAUAAGUCACAGCAGGCAGCCAGGAAGCCGGUGGGGUCCGACUUUGGCAAGAAGCGACUCGGCCUUCCCGGAGAUGAGGUGGACAGCCGGACUAAAGUGAAAGACCAGCGAGCUGACAUCCUGAGGCUGAGGAGAAGAUUCCUGAAGGACCAGGAGAAAGUCAGUCUGAUCUACGCAAAGAAGGGAGUCCGGGAACAGAAACAAGCAAAGGAGAAUGUAGCUGAGCAGAAGCUGAAGCGGGAGGCGCAGGUGACUCUGUACAGGAGCUACAGACAGGGAGACUUGCCUGACAUCCAGAUCCAACACAGCAGCCUGAUUGCCCCUCUGCAGGCUUUAGCACAGAGAGACCCUACCCUUGCAAAGCAGCUUUUUAGUUCCCUCUUUUCUGGAAUUCUGAUUGAAAUGGAAAAAUCUAAAAGCCAAUCAGAAAAGAAGCGAAUCACUGAAGAAAUUUUAGGAGACAUGAAUAACUUCCUAAGUAAAACUACAGUGUAUUUCCCUCCCUUUGUCACCUGUGUUCAGGACAUGAGUUACCGACACAAAGAGCUGCUGAAUAUAGAGCCUAGCAGUGUGAGUUCGAGCUGCUUGGCCAGCCUACAGCAGCCAAUGGGAAUCUUGCUGCUGGAGGAGAGUUUAAUUAAGGGGCUUGUCCCUGAAGAGCCGCCUGCGAAGAGAGCCAGAGGAAGGAGAGAACUGCCUCCCGAUACUGCUCGUUGGAUCCACCUCGCCAAGUUGUACAGAUCUCUAGGAGAUUAUGAUGUCCUUCGUGGCAUCUUCAGCGGCAAGAUUGGAGCCAAGUCAAUCACCAGCAUGGCACUGCAGGCUGAAGCCAAAAGCGACUACGCUGAAGCUGUAAAGUUAUACAAUGAGGCUCUGAAUACAGAAGAGUGGACAGAUGGCGAGCCUGCUGAGGCAGAGAAGGACCUGUGGGAGAUAGCAGCUUUGGAGUCAUACAGUCACCUCACUGAGUGGAAGUCAUUGCAAUACUGCUCAACAGUCAACAUUGAUGAUAGCAGUCCAGCUGACCUGGAGAAGAUAUGGGGUGAUCCUUUCUACCAGGAAGCCUACUUGCCGUAUGUGAUGCGCAGCUCGGUGAAGUUACUGCAGCUGGGGGAGCCGGACCAGUCUCUGCUGACCUUUGUGGACAAUGCAAUGAAGGUGGAGGAGAGGAAAAGCAUCAUUGAGACAAGUUACAGCCAGGAGCUCAGUCUACUCUACAUCCUGCAGGGUGACUUUGAUAGAGCCAAGUACUAUGUCAAUAACUGCAUGCAGGUGUUCAUGCAGAACUAUUCCAGUAUUGACACAUUGUUGCCUGGGAGUCGUCUCACCAAACUGCAAUCUGUCCAAGCUUUAACAGAGAUACAGGACUUCCUCAACUUCAUGACAAAAGAUGUUUCACAGACAUCACUUAAGAGUCUGAUCAGAAUUUGGACUGACCGUUACCCUGAUGCUAAAAUGGACCCCAUGAAUGUUUGGGAUGACAUCAUCACAACUCGGUGUUUCUUCUUGGAUAAGAUUGCAGGGAAGCUCACCAAUUCAGAAGCAGAUAACAGUAUGGAGGUGGAUGGAGGUGAGGACACAGGUGUGAAAAUUGAAGUGGAUGAACCAGAAGAUGUUGGCUCCAUGAUAAGAGGUUGCAAGUUCAGUAUGAAACUGAUGAUGGCUGAUAGUGCAAGAAAACAGAAUAAUUUUUCAGUGGCCACCAAGUUGCUGAAGGAGCUGCACAGGGAGUCAAAGAACCAGGAGGACUGGCUGGUCCGCUGGGUACAUUCCUUCAGUCGCUUCAGUCACACCCGCAGCCACACCCAGAGCAGCUCCGAGCAGAUCCUGACUGUGUUGAAAACCAUCCCGCUCUUAGAGGAAAGAAAAAUAGACUAUACAAAGGCAACUACUCGCAUUGUCAGGGACCAGAACAUCCUGUUAGGCACCACUUACCACAUCAUGGCUAACGCUCUGACCAGAGAUGGCUUGGCAUUGGAACACAUUGGGGAGGACAAAGCUGGGAAAGUUCUGGAUCUCUUGGGAACCACAUCUGAUAAUCUUGAGCAGGUAGUGGUGGGUCUGCACAGGAAAGCCCUUCAGCACCUGCAGAAUGCUGUGAAGAAGGCAGAAGAGGAGUUGCAGUCCCGCUCUACAGAGCACGUCGAUAUCCCUGGAGCCAUCGAGGCCUACAUGACACUGGUGAACUUCUGUGACAAACGACUGCGAGAGGAGGAGGAGAGUGCUAAAGUUUCCACAUUUUCUGAACUUCCAACAUUCCCAGCUGUUGUGGUGGACACAAUGCUGAAAGCCUUGAAGCUGAAUUCCAAAGAGGCCAGGCUGAAAUUUCCCAGGUUGCUGCAGAUCAUAGAGCUGUAUCCAGCAGAGACUCUAGACCUUAUGGCAAAAGAGGUUUCCUCAGUCCCCUGCUGGCAGCUGAUUGGCUGGAUCAGUCAGAUGAUGGCCUUGCUUGAUAAGGAGGAGGCCGUGGCUGUGCAGCACGUCAUCAAGGAGAUUGCAGAGUACUAUCCACAGGCUAUCCUUUACCCGUUCAUGAUCAGCAGUGAAAACUAUGUCUUUGAAGAUUCAGCCACUGGCCAUAGAAACAAAGAGUUUGUCGCAAGGUUGAAGUCCCAGCUAGAUAAGGGGGGUGUUGUUAAAAACUUUAUUGAUGCCUUGCAGCAGCUCACCAACCCUGAAAUGCUCUUCAAGGACUGGAUGGAGGAUGUGAAGAAGGAACUGGAAAAGCCAAAGACGGAUAAGAAACUGCUGAAGAAUAUGUAUGAAGAAAUGUAUUCAGCCCUGGGAAAUCCAAGAUGUCAAGGAAUAGGGGCUUUCCGCAAGAAGUUUGCUCAGCAUUUCAGCAAAGAAUUUGAUAAAACGUUUGGAAAGGGAGGUGCAAAGCUGUUUGAUAUGAAGCAUGAUGCCUUUAGGAAAGCUUCUGAUUCGCUCUGGGGAUCGAUAUCUGAAGAACAGAAAAAAGAGAAGGAGCCUGGCAACCUGAAGGAGUACUCCCCAUGGAUGAGCAACUUUAAACCAGAGGUCCUGAGAAAUGAACUCGAGAUCCCAGGACAGUAUGAUGGCAAAUGCAAACCGUUACCAGAAUACCAUGCAAGGAUUACAGGCUUUGAUGAAAGGAUCAAAGUGAUGAGCUCCAUGCGAAAGCCCAAGCGUCUGAUAAUGCGCGGCAACGACGAGCGAGAGUACCCCUUCCUGGUGAAGGGAGGCGAGGACUUGCGGCAAGACCAGCGCAUCGAACAGCUUUUCGACGUCAUGAACAUCAUCCUGUCCCGCGACGCCACCUGCAGCCAGAGGAACCUCCAGCUCAAAACCUACCAGGUCAUUCCAAUGACAGCCAGGAUUGGAUUGAUCGAGUGGCUGGAGAACACUUGUACAUUAAAAGAAUUCCUGUUCGACAGAAUGACGGAAGAAGAGCGAAAGCACUGUAAACGUCCUGCUGAGUCUUACAUGGAAUGGCUUUCCAAAGUGGCAGGAAAAGAAAAAGGAAUUGCCCAGUAUAUUACCAUGUACAAGACAGCAAAAAGAACAGAGACUGUCAGAGCUUUUAGGAAUGUAGAACACCAUGUACCAGAAGAUCUUCUAAGGAGAGCCUUUAUGAAGAUGAGCACCACCCCAGAGGCCUUCCUCUCCCUGCGAUCGCACUUCACCUGCUCUCAUGCCCUCAUGUGCGUCAGUCACUGGAUUCUGGGCAUUGGCGACCGGCACCUCUCCAACUUCAUGAUCAACAUGGAGACCGGGGGUAUGGUGGGCAUUGAUUUCGGACACGCCUUCGGGUCUGCUACACAGUUUCUGCCAGUGCCGGAGCUCAUGCCAUUCCGUCUGACCCGUCAGUUCCUGAACCUCAUGCUGCCAAUGAGGGAGUCAGGCCAGAUCUACAGUGUGAUGGUUCACUCUUUGAGGGCGUAUCGGGCAGACCCAGACCUCCUGAUUAACACCAUGGAUGUGUUUGUGAAAGAGCCUUCGUUGGACUGGAAGAACUUUGAGCUCAAGCAGAUGAAGAAAGCCGGGAGCUGGUCAGAAGCAGUGAACACCAACGAGAUCAACUGGUAUCCCAUGCAGAAGGUGAACUUCGCCAGGCGGAAGCUGGAAGGAGCCAAUCCUGCUGUUAUCACCAGUGAAGAGCUCAAGCUGGGAUUUGAAAAGAGCCCAGCCUAUCAAAGCAUCAUAGCCGUGGCCCAGGGGGAGAAGGAGCACAACGUCCGGGCACGGGAGGCUCCUCAGGGGCUGUCUGUGGAGACCCAGGUGGAGUGCCUCAUCGACCAGGCCACUGACCCCAACAUUCUGGGCAGAGUCUGGGUGGGCUGGGAGUCGUGGGUGUGAGGCAGUGAACAGAUCUCUUCUCAGAAGAUCUACAAUGGGAAGCUCCAAGUCCUUUUUUAAGUAAUCAAAUUAAAGGAGUGAUUUGCAUACAUUUGUAAAAACACAUGUAUUUUACAUGACCUGUAUAUGGCACUCGUGGUGCUGUAAUAGUGUUACAGCCCAAAUGAGAAUCAAGGGAAGAGGGGAAGCUACAAGUUUCAUGUUAAACCAGCUUGCAUCUCAGUCUAAUGUCAAAUCCAUAAUGGUAAAGCAGCAAAACAAGGAAUUUUUGGAGGUGGUAAAAAGCACCAAUUACUAAUUAGUUGCUAAUUGAAACAGUUUUUUUUAAAAAUACAUUUUCUCCAUGCUAGAAAACAUUUGCAUAUCCUUAUUGUCUGAUAUUUGAAAUUUAUAUAUUGUGUGUUUUCAUGCAUUAUAUAUGUAUAUUGCAUUUGGAAUAAUGUGUUGUUACAAGCCACAGGAGGUUGUAUGCAGAUCACUAAAAUGAGAUGCUUGAUAAAAUAAAUAUUCUACUCAUCAAACCAUCACAAGACGCAUUAUUAAAACUGUUACCAAAGUCCA
Acipenser ruthenus (sterlet) is the source of this 13078-nucleotide messenger RNA. It is a transcript of the gene prkdc, whose product is annotated as protein kinase, DNA-activated, catalytic subunit. The coding region runs from base 89 to 12517 and encodes 4142 amino acids. Gene Ontology annotation, cellular component: nucleus. Gene Ontology annotation, molecular function: DNA-dependent protein kinase activity; protein binding. NCBI's taxonomy places the organism in Eukaryota, Metazoa, Chordata, Actinopteri, Acipenseriformes, Acipenseridae. The record is from RefSeq and is a predicted model, not a curated record. The transcript has 86 exons. Gene Ontology annotation, biological process: double-strand break repair via nonhomologous end joining; immunoglobulin V(D)J recombination; telomere maintenance.